Messenger RNA from Ostertagia ostertagi, 408 nucleotides. Lineage: Eukaryota; Metazoa; Nematoda; Chromadorea; Rhabditida; Trichostrongylidae. The record is from the annotation of a GenBank genome assembly.
AUGCCGUUGUUGUUCUCCAGUUGUAUUGGUGCCGGCUACCAUGUGUUCACCGUAGCAGUUAUCACCAUCGUACUCGCUAUCGUUGGAGAAUUCUACACAGAACGUGGAUCCCUUCUUUCUGCUGCGAUUUUUGUGUAUGCGGCCAGCUCACCCGUGAACGGUUAUGCCGGUGGAUCCAUGUACGCGAGGUUCGGCGGACGACACUGGAUUAGGCAAAUGGCCCUCGGAGCUUUCCUUCUUCCGAGUUUGGUGUGCGGUGUUGCGUUCCUCAUCAACUUCAUAGCUAUUUAUUACCACGCUUCGCGAGCUAUUCCAUUCACCGUUAUGGUAAGAAUUUUAUCCAAUAAGUUGUGCAUAGUAAUUUUCAAAAUUUAUCGCCAGUUAUUUGCAUGUGAUUCGUCUCGUUAG